Messenger RNA from Camellia sinensis, 1647 nucleotides. RefSeq lists its product as uncharacterized. The record is from RefSeq and is a predicted model, not a curated record. NCBI's taxonomy places the organism in Eukaryota, Viridiplantae, Streptophyta, Magnoliopsida, Ericales, Theaceae.
GAGGCAAUGAUCAAAACAGUCCAAGUUUCGCGACAUCACGACGACGUUUUCUGCCAAGCACUCAGUUCAUAAGCUCCUCUUCUCUCUCUUUCCCAUCUUCCUCAUUCAAUUCCUCUCUUAAAACCCUAAUUACUUCUGCAAAAUCAUAUCUUGUAAUCUAGGGUUCAGCUUUUAGGGUUUAUUAUAUAUCUAUCUAUCUCUCCUCUCUCUCUCUCUCUGUGUUGAAAUGUUGAUUGAUUUUUCGAUGAAAUGAUGAAGCAAGAGACCACCAAUACUCCGAUCCCAACCCCCACAGCCCCCGUGUGCGGCAACUGCGGGGUGGAGGAGUGGCGGCUCCUCCUCCACGUCCGCCACCGCGCCACCCUCCGGCGCCUCUGCACUUCUUGUGUUCUCCGCCUCCACCCUCAGUCCUUCUGCCCCACCUGCUUCCUCGUCUUCGAUCGCCAACCCCCCUCCAAUGACACUGUCACCUGCUUCAAAUGCUACUCUUAUUCUCACUCUCGCUGCGUUCCCCCCAAUUCCCCCAAACCCUACAUUUGCCCUCCCUGCUCCAACCCUAACGCUCCCAUCUUCCUCGCCAAGAAGGUCAAGGCCGAAGAUCCCCCAGAUGGGGAUGGAGAUGGCUUUUGGAGAGAGAUUGAUAAGAAAUCGGCCAAAGUGCUUCUUGCUGCUGCUAGGAUUGCCGCCAAUUCGAUGGGUAAAGCUGCGCUGGCUGCUAAGGUCGAGGCGGAGAAGCGGGCCAAAGAGGCGUCCUUUGCGAGGAAGAAAGCGAGGGAAGCGUUGGAGCACGUUGCGUUUCUUGUGGCGAAAGAGAAGUUGAAGCGUAAGGAUUUGAUGUCGGCGGAGGUUUCUGGGUCUGGUAAUGUGGUUGCUCAGGAGAGGAAUCAGAAAACUGGUACUAGUGUUAAUAGUGUUGGUAUUGGGAAUGCAGUCGUGGUUGCAGAGCAAAACCGGAUUGGUAAUCAGCGUGCGCGUGUGGGUGCGGGUGGGGUGGAUGGAGUGGAUGGUCCGAAUGAGGUUUCGGCGCGUUUGAAUGCUGUGGGAUUAAGAGAGGAGAGGUUGCAAGUAUUUGGGGGACGCAGUGUAGUGUCAGGACCACAGAAUAAUGGUGGAGUAAUGGCUGUGGAUGGUAACGAAAGACCGAGAGUGAAUUCGGGUUCUAAUGUGGGAGGCGCGUUCAUUCAGAAUAAGGAAAAUGAGAGGUCUGGUUAUUUGGGUCACUCAGAGAACAAUAAUGCACAGGGGGAGAAAGCAGACAUUGGGUUGUAUUCGGUUCCUCCUGUGGGAGAUGAGCUGCAGCAUAUGCAAAACAACCAUGGUAUGGAAGAGAACAUUGGCUCUCAACAAUAAUUUAUGGUGACUUGGGAAUUAUGGGCAACAUGAUAAACCCAAGGUGUAUAAAGUUUGCGACGCUAGUUCUAGGGUUACUCUCAUGGGAUUGUGAGCAAAAUGAGAUACCUUCUGAGAGUUGUAUCUGCCGGACCCAGUGAUAUUUUCUUGGUACAUACCAUUUGUCAUUCUAGUUUGAUGUCUAGGGUUAUGUAGAGGUGUUAAGAAAAUUUUAUGUGAUUUGUCUUAAUUGCAAUAGUCAAAUUUGAUAUUCUGUUUUCUGCAGUACCUUUCCUAAAUUUCUUUGUUUUCUCCUUU